AUGCUGUUCUCAGUGCUUUCAACCCUGCUGAGCGUGCCGUUUGUGGUGCAAGCCAGCCCCUUCUCGAGCCGGCAUUAUGAGGCAACACAUGACACCUCGACGCAAUGGUCCGGCUGGGGCGGGAACAGCAACAACAACAGAUGGGCCGCACAAAACAACAACAUUUCGUCCAGCAACAUUCUUUCCGCCGCCGAUCACUGCAACUUGAGCUUUCCCAUCGGGGUCAGUGCCACUCCAGUGAUCCUCGAGGACAUCGCGUACUUCCCCACUUGGGAAGGGUCGUUCGUCGCGCUGAACUUCCACACAUGUGAGACCGUAUGGAAAAUCAACGUGACGUCAAUCGUCGAAGGCUUUGCCCCAGUAUCAGAGUUCCAGGCUGAGACUACCCGGCCGGUGUCGCGAACAAGUCCGCAAAUCGACGGGAACACCCUAUACUUUGGCACUUUGACGCAUGCCUUGAUCGUGGCCGUGGACAAGCGCAACGGGACCACCCUCGGCGUCGUUCAGAUCGACGCCACCCCAGUGGCAGUCAUCACCAUGUCUCCGACGUUCUUUGAUGGGAAACUCUUCGUUGGGACUGCCAGCGUCGAGACAAGCGUGACCCGGCGCCCCGGGUAUCAGUGCUGCUCCUUCGUGGGAAAUAUGGUUGCCCUGACCUUCGACUCUGCAACGGGAGACUUCAGCGUCGCGUGGAGGGUAGCCACAAUUACCGACGCCCGCCAACAAGAAGGCUGGGCAGGUGCUGCGAUUUGGGGCAGUCAGCCAGCCAUCGACGCGGGUAAUCGUCAAGUGUUUGUGGGAACUGGCAACUCCUAUUCGGCUUCCAACGUCACCGUCAGUGUCAGCGGGAAGUCGCCCCUCCGAUAG
This is a messenger RNA of Diaporthe citri, 867 nucleotides long. RefSeq lists its product as uncharacterized. Lineage: Eukaryota; Fungi; Ascomycota; Sordariomycetes; Diaporthales; Diaporthaceae. The record is from RefSeq and is a predicted model, not a curated record. The transcript has a single exon. The coding region runs from base 1 to 867 and encodes 288 amino acids.